AUUGUCACGCGGCCGACGACUGACGAUAAACGUACACACGCAAACAUGAAGAUUGGCGAUCGAAGCCCCUGCCUGUCGCCGUGGAUCGACGUUUCGCAGUCAUUCCGAUCGAUUCGAAACUUGUCUCUUCGAGGAGUCUCUCGGUGCACAUCGCUUUUGGCGGUUCAGGCAUCAGUACAGAGUUUUUCCGGAGUUUCUCAGUAACACGAAAAUGAGCAAAAAGCUGGCUGCAGCGAAACUCACAGUCGCCGAAUCUUUCGACAGAUCGAAGAACGUCGCGGGCGAAAUAAAAGAAUGUUGCUCGAAGAAGAAGACAGCACCAAGUGAAAUACCGAUUGAGAAACCUAAAGAGAUUGCAAUUAAAGCAACGAAAAUACAAGAAGCGCAGAAGACAAAGUCUACGAAGGAUGAUAAAGCUGAGAAAGCGAUUCCUACAAGAGCUUCAAAAGAAAGUCUUGUUAAAGAUAUAAAACAGGCUCCUGAAGUUACAAAAGUGCACGAAACGCUCAAGAAAGAAUCUCCUAAAGAAUCUCUUAAAGAUAUCAAAAAUAUUAAAUCAGAAACUCUCACUGAGAUUCGUGAAACCAAAAUGAGCGAAACUCUGAAGACAAAAUCUACAAAAGAUGAUAAAGCUGAGAAAGCGAUUCUUACAAGAGCUCCUGAAGAAAGUCCUGUUAAAGAUAUAAAACUGGCUGAGGUUUUUGAAGUUACAAAAGUGCUCGAAACGCUGAAGAAAGAAACUCCUAAAGAUGUCAAAGAUUUUAAAUUAGAAACUUCUACUGCGAUUACAAAAGUGAGCGAAAUUCUGGAGACAGAAUCUACAAAGGAUGAUCAAGAUGAGGAAGAUGAGAAAGCGAUCCCUGCCAGAGCUCCUGAAGAGAGUCCUGUUAAAGAUAUAAAAUUGGCCGAAACUCCUGAAGUUAUAAAAGUGCACGAAACGUUAAAGAAAGAAUUUUUUAAAGAUAUCAAAGAUUUUAAGUUAGAAGUUCCCGCUGAGAUUGGUGAGAUUACAAAAAUUAGCGAAACUCUGAAGACAGAGUCUACAAAGGAUAAAGAUGAAAAAGCGAUUCCUGCAAGAGCUCCUGAAGAGAGUCCUGUUAAAGAUAUAAAACUGGCUGAGGCUCCUGAAGUUACAAAAGUGUACGAAACGUUGAAGAAAGAAUUUUUUAAAGAUGUCAAAGAUUUUAAAUUAGAAACUUCUACUGCGAUUACAAAAGUGAGCGAAUUUCUGAAGACAGAGUCUACAAAGGAUAAUCAAGAUGAGAAAGAUGAGAAAGCGAUUCCUGCAAGAGCUCCUGAAGAGAGUCCUGUUAAAGAUAUAAAACUGGCUGAGGCUCCUGAAGUUACAAAAGUGCAUGAAACACUAAAAAAAGAAUUUCCUAAAGAUGUCAAAGAUUUUAAAUUAGAAAUUCCUGCUGAGAUUGGUGGGAUUACAAAAAUUAGCGAAAUUCUGAAGACAGAAUCUACGAAGGAUGAUCAAGAUGAGAAAGAUGAAGCGAUUCCUGCAAAAGCUUUUGAAGAGAGUCCUGUUAAAGAUAUAAAACUGGCUGAUGCUCCUGAAGUUACAAAAGUGCACGAAACGCUGAAGAAAGAAUCUCCUAAAGAUAUCAAAGAUAUUAAAUUAGAAAGUCCAGCUGAGAUUCAUGAGAUAAAAAUUGAAACUCUGAAGACAGAAUCUACAAAAGAUGUUAAAGAUGACAAAUCGAGAAUUCCAACGAAAGAUUUUGAAGAAAGUUCUGUUAAAAAUACAGAACCAUUUGAGGCAGUUGAAGUUAUAAAAGUACACGAUACGAAGAAAGAAUCUCCAGAGGUUAUCAAAGAUGAUAAAUUAAAAUCCUUCAUUGAGGCUUUUGAAAUUACAGAUACGAUGGAAGCGCUGAAGGCAGAGUCUACAGAGGCUAUCAAAGAUGAUAGUUCAGAAAUUGUUUUUCAGGAUCCCGAAGAAAGUAAUGACGAAGAUAUAAAAUUCUAUCAAGGUGAUCGCCCUCUUCAAGAUGAAGAUGUAGAGGAAACGAAGAAAAUUCCUGUCCUUAGAAAGGAUUUGCUCAACCCUUGGGAUAUUGGCGCGCGUAAAAUUUGGAGGCCCUUAUCAGCACCAAAUAUGAACGAGCGUCCUUUGGUCCUAGCGAUACAUCUGUCGCCUUCAUUGCCAAUCGAGGUCUUCGAGGUGUUUGCGGAAAUUAUCGAAGUCGUCACGAAGAAACCGGUCGUUCUGUUGUAUGAGACUAGAUUUGGACGACCGGUCGCCAAGGAUAUCACCGAUAUAGCUAUCCUGCCAGCGGCUAACAAUUGGGACGAUGGUGUGCUCCUACCCGCCAGCUUCGUUUUUGAGCAUCAUUUGAACAAGAACAAUUCGCCUCAUGUUUAUGCCGACGUAAUCGUCGCGGAUGAUCGCGCUCCUCACGUUGACACUAUUAUGGACCUGCGAGGACACAGAUGUGCCAUUCCAAAUAGAUGCGAUAAAAUCUGCGUUACAUCAUUGCUCUUCAACUACCUGCAAUCGAAAGGCGAAAACCCAGCAUUUUUCGGAAAUAUACUCGAUGCUAAUUCGCAACUCGAAGUAUUGCGAAUGGUUGCGGGCAAGCAAGCGGAAGUGGGUAUCCUGGAAGCACCGGUAAUCGGAUGUCACAAGAUGACCAUAAUUGGCGCAGAAUUUCUUCAAAUUCUCCUCAGUUUGGGACCUUUACCGCCUUAUCGCAUCAUGAUCAAUAAAGCACUAGAGAAUACACUUGCUAAAGAGCUCACAACUUAUUUGCUGAAUAUCAAUCAGCGCAAGGAAUGGAUGGACAGGUUGUCACCCUUCGGCAUUGUCGGUUUUGCAGAAAAUUCAACGGACUUUUAUAAUUUGGAUGAGAUAAAGUCUGUAAUCACUAGUGUACGUUAUUAUUAAGAUUGUUUUAUGAUAUACUUGUUAUUUAUCUCUUUCAAUUUUUAUG
Messenger RNA from Camponotus floridanus (Florida carpenter ant), 2936 nucleotides. RefSeq names its product WEB family protein At4g27595, chloroplastic. The record is from RefSeq and is a predicted model, not a curated record. NCBI's taxonomy places the organism in Eukaryota, Metazoa, Arthropoda, Insecta, Hymenoptera, Formicidae. The transcript has 6 exons. The coding region runs from base 212 to 2890 and encodes 892 amino acids.